UCGAUCUGUCGUUGUCAAAUUUUAUGAACAAAACUAAUAACCUCAAAAAUGUUUAACACCUAAAAGAUAUUUUUAAAUAUAUUUAGUAUAACUGAAGUAGUAACUAAGAAAUGGCAAUCGCAGAAUAUAUAGCCUCGUUGUCACAAAACCCAUAUUUUGGCGCAGGAUUUGGGUUGUUUGGACUCGGUGCCGGUGCAGCAAUAUUGCGAAAGGGUGUACAAACAUCAAUUUUACUAUUUCGCAGGCAUUGUAUGAUCACCUUAGAAGUUCCGUGUAGAGAUAAGUCCUAUCAAUGGUUACUACAUUGGAUAACACAUAAAGGUGCCAGACAGACACAGCACUUGAGUGUAGAAACGUCAUUUCAUCAAAAGGACACUGGUCAAAUAAAAACCAAAUAUGAUUUUAUCCCUAGCGUCGGUCAACAUUUCUUUAGAUAUCGUGGUACAUGGAUCAAAGUAGACCGCACAAGAGAACAACAUACAUUAGAUCUUCACAUGGGGAUUCCUUGGGAAACAGUUACUUUAACGGCAUUUGGAAGGAACAAAGAGCUGUAUUAUAAUAUCUUAGAAGAUGCCAGAACCAUGGCAUUGAAGCAACAUGAGGGGAUGACAGUUAUGUAUACUGCAAUGGGGUCUGAAUGGCGACCAUUUGGUCAUCCGAGACGAAGAAGGCCCCUCCACAGUGUGGUACUCCGUGCAGGCCUUGCUGAAAGAAUCUUGGAUGAUUGUAUAGAUUUUAUUAACAGCCCUCAAUGGUACACAGAUAGAGGAAUACCAUAUAGAAGAGGUUAUUUGCUUCAUGGUCCUCCAGGAUGUGGAAAAUCUUCGUUUAUCAUGGCAUUAGCAGGAGAAUUAGAAUACAAUAUUUGUGUAUUGAAUUUAUCUGAAAGAGGACUCACAGAUGAUAGACUAAAUCACUUACUAAGUGUUGCACCACAACAAUCAAUUAUACUAUUGGAAGAUGUAGACGCUGCCUUUGUUUCACGCGAAGACACACCGACACAAAAAUCUGCCUAUGAAGGACUGAAUCGUGUUACCUUCAGUGGACUUUUGAACUGUCUUGAUGGCGUCGCUUCCACAGAAGCCAGAAUUGUUUUUAUGACUACAAACUAUUUAGAGAGAUUGGACCCAGCAUUGAUAAGGCCCGGAAGAGUAGAUAUGAAGGAGUUCGUGGGAUACUGUGAUCAGGCUCAAAUAGAACUUAUGUUUUUGAGAUUCUAUAAGGGAGAAAGAGCGCCGGAACAUGCUAGAUCAUUUGCGAUGAAUGUUCUCGAAAAGAAAAAAGUCGUGAGUCCAGCACAAAUCCAAGGGUAUUUCAUGUUCCACAAACAUUCUCCGCCGGAAAAGGUUUUAUUGGACGUCGAAUCCAUAUGGACACUAGGAUAGUUUUGUUCAUUUUGUCCGUCUGUUUAUGUAGUUGUAGGAAAUAAAGACCAUACAAACAA
Messenger RNA from Trichoplusia ni (cabbage looper), 1444 nucleotides. It is a transcript of the gene Bcs1, whose product is annotated as mitochondrial chaperone BCS1. Gene Ontology annotation, biological process: mitochondrial respiratory chain complex III assembly; protein insertion into mitochondrial inner membrane from matrix. Lineage: Eukaryota; Metazoa; Arthropoda; Insecta; Lepidoptera; Noctuidae. Gene Ontology annotation, molecular function: ATP hydrolysis activity; ATP binding. The record is from RefSeq and is a predicted model, not a curated record. The transcript has 7 exons. The coding region runs from base 111 to 1385 and encodes 424 amino acids. Gene Ontology annotation, cellular component: mitochondrial inner membrane.